AUGUCGUCGUCAAGAAGCGUCCUCACGCGCGUCUCGCAGCCUCUCCGAGCGUCUGCUGCCACAGCACGCAACAUCUCCUCCUCAUCUCGUCUGGCGCAAGCGCCCGUCCCACGCCCGACCAAGCCAGCCUCGCAAACGCAGCCCUCGCUGCCGCCUACACCAAAGUCGCAGCUCGAACAGAUCAAGCAGUACCCCGCGCAUCCUCUGCUCCAAUUCUUCCGCACCCGCCCGCACGAGAUCAGCGACAAGGCGCUCGGCGGGCCCGCAGCCUACGAGACGGGGAGCAAGGACUCCAUCACUCCACCCAAGUUCCAUGUGCGUCUUCCGCAUGCUGUUCACCAGAGUGAUUUGCGCAAGGACGGCGAUAGUCGCUCCUGGCUCGCCUCCGAACUUCGCUUGAAAAGCAGUAAGGAUCUGCACACGUUGUGGUACGUGUUGCUGAUGGAGAGGAACAGGCUGGCAACGAGCUGGGAGGAGCUCAACAGGGUUGGCGCACGUCAGGCCGCCAACAUGUGGUCUCAGAACUUGGGAAGGAAGAACCACAGGGUGAGGAAGAGCAUGGCUAGGAUCAAAUUUGUGUUGAACGAGAGGAGGUUGGCGUUGAUCGAGGCGCAAAAGCAGGUCAGGGAGGCGACACCAAUGCCAGAGCCGGGUCAGGGAGGCAGCUUGUUCGAGGAGGCUGAUGUUGAGGUGAUGCCGGCGUCAGGAAUAAAGCAAUAG
This is a messenger RNA of Kalmanozyma brasiliensis GHG001, 720 nucleotides long. RefSeq names its product Ribosomal protein L47, mitochondrial. Gene Ontology annotation, molecular function: structural constituent of ribosome. Gene Ontology annotation, biological process: mitochondrial translation. Gene Ontology annotation, cellular component: mitochondrial ribosome; mitochondrial large ribosomal subunit. Bases 1 to 720 code for a protein of 239 amino acids. The transcript has a single exon. NCBI's taxonomy places the organism in Eukaryota, Fungi, Basidiomycota, Ustilaginomycetes, Ustilaginales. The record is from RefSeq and is a predicted model, not a curated record.